Molecule: messenger RNA, 2708 nt
Organism: Mercenaria mercenaria
Lineage: Eukaryota; Metazoa; Mollusca; Bivalvia; Venerida; Veneridae
Exons: 13
Coding region: 195-2426 (743 amino acids)
Biological process (GO): nucleoside metabolic process
Molecular function (GO): catalytic activity
Source: RefSeq, a predicted model, not a curated record
CUCUAAAAGCGUGCAGGCCAACCAUCGAUUGCAAGAAACAACUCAACUGAUCAAUACCAAGAUCCGGUGGAAUAUUCCGGGAAGUGCUGAAUAGACAUAUUAGCGAACUAUAUCGGAUAAAUGAAGAAAUUUCAUGAUUAUAACAAGAUUUUACAGAGACCUAGGAGUAAAUCCAUUCAUCCAAGCUGGAACAGAUGACUGUCAACGUGAAUGAAUCCGAAGAGAUUGUUCUGACGGCGGGCAAACGCGACAGUAAAGCGGUGGUUAGGCUGGACAGACGCCACGUGACAGAGGUAGACAGGGGCAAAGUUCAUCAUGUAUCCGGAGGCCCGUAUAAAGGACUUCUUAUCAACAAAAAAUCUCAAAAUCUUGAUAACGGCGAGCCUGCAGAAGCCAGGCUCGAAUUUUUGGCCUACCUUGUAAAUAAGGACCACAAUAACGAGCCCGUGCAGGACUCUUGGACCCUGAGGUUCUGGUUCAGGGGCAAACCAGAUGGCAUAACGAAGAAAAGAACAUUCUCCCAGUAUUUCCAGGAACUGAUGAAUCCGGAAAAUUUUCCAAAGAAUUACAUGUGUUUUAUGAAGAAAGCGAUGAUUCUAAUGAAAACCUAUCUGCUGAUAAAGAGAGUAGAACUAGAAGUGGAGCAGGUAUCCAAGGUUCAAUCACCAGAGGCUACACCACCAGUCAAGAGUUUUGUGAGUCUGUUUACUCCCGACAUUUAUCAGUACAACUUUGUACCCGAAAUUUCCAUGAACACCAAAACCUAUUUAACAUUUAUGAUCAAAGCCAAAUGUGACGCCCAUAUUGCUCUGUCAGCUAACUACGGAGAACUUCACAAAAAGACAAUAGAGGUUGUGAUAGGGGCAGAACACAACACAAGGUCCAUGAUAAAGGAUGGGAUAGAGGGAAGUGUGAGGGCUGAGGCAUUGACUGCCAAUGUUCUCAGUGGAUCUGAACUGCGAUAUUUCUGGAUAAGUUGGGGUGACUACAAGAUAGAAGUUGGGAGAGGAUCACACUACGGUGACGGAAAGUUUCUCAAAUGGAAUCUUCCAGAUAACAAACGAUUUGAUAUAACUUCAUUGGCUGUUGCCACUGACAACACGUCACAUGGCCAGUUUGAAUUUGCAGAACUUAUGGAGGUGGAGACAGACUACAGCAAGAAGGCAAAGAAAUCUAGGGUCCGAAAACAGAUCCUGUGGUUGGCGAAGAAACAAAGAAUAUUACACUGUCUGGAAGAUGCUUACCCAAACACACAGUCUGUGCCAGACAUUUUAACGCAAACAGCCGGUCGUAACUUGGACUCUGGAACUUUAGUGAUGCUUAUGAAAGAGCUGGAGAAGAGUCAGCAUGUGAGGGAAGUGGAGAUUGGGAGAUGGUUGAGAAUACAGUAUGAAAUACAUCACGGAACAGGACAUGACUUGAAACUUGUCAAGGAUCUCCCCCAGUUAACGGGCAGAGAGCAGCCAACUAUUGCCAUAGUAACGUCACUUUAUUGUGAGAAACUGGCUGUUGAUGCCAUGAUCGAUGAUAAAACAACCUUUGUCAAGUACAAAACCGAAGUUCGGCGUAGUUUUGUAGGUGAGUCGCAGGUGUACACGAUUGGUACAAUUGGUCGGUUCAAAGUUGUCAGCACGAAACUAUCCAGGCAUCCAACAUCCAACCAGAGCGCGAGAAUAUCAGCAGAAAACACUAUAACUAGAAUAUUAGGCUCAUUCAACAAAGUUGAACAUGUGUUACUGGUAGGCGUGGCCGGUGGUGUCCCCAUGCCGUCAAAUUACAGCCAUCACGUGCGACCUGGUGACGUAGUUGUAUCAAUGACUACAGAAAGAAGAGACCCGAUGUACAUACAUUGUGCCAGAAUAACCCAUGAUCCAAUUGGCAGGGGAUAUGUCUACACAACAAGACCUUUUUCAUGUCGAAACAAAACUCUUCAAAAUGUGUCCAUGAGUUUAGAGUCGAUUGUUAAAACUGAAUGGAGAAAACCACGGCCUUGGGAUAUUUAUAUUGAAGAAGGCCAAGAAAUCCUCGGGAAACAGGAGACAAGCUUUAAACGGCCAUCAUCGGAUAAAAAACUGCGCAUCAUAAGACAAAAUGAUAGUUCAGGUAUUAGUUUCGAACAUCCCAUACCCCCAAUGAAACACGAUCUAAAACUGGGGGUACCACAUAUUAGUUAUGGAGCCAUCGGAAGUGGCAGGUUGUUGUCAAGGACUCAAGUUGCUAGAACAGAUUUUGCCAUAAAAAGCAAUAUCAGAGCCUACGAUCUGGACUUUGAGGCUGUGUUGGAGUCUCUAGAAGGCAACAGAAAUGAGAGUUUUCUAGUUAUUAGAGGUAUCUGUGAUUAUAUAGAUGGGACCACGAAAGACUGGCAACCAUACGCUGCUCUUACCGCCGCUGCUUACAUGAAAGCUUUAGUGAUGGCGUUAUAAGUCAGGCCAUUCUGUGAGCUCUGCUUUAUUCAUACACUAUCUAUGACCAUGUACAAUAUAUUUUCCCAGUGUUAUCGUGCUGCAUCGCCAAAUCAGCUUACUUUGCUUUACAUUUGAGACAAUCUGCUGAAGCUGCUCUUUUCUUUAGAAUCUUUUAACUUAAUCCAUUCGUAUCUACACCAUGUACCGUCAAAUAAAUAACAUCAUUCCUUCUUGUCUUUUCCUCUGAUCCACAAUUAAUAAAUAUUUAAAUUGGAAUGUUGUUUACAACAUUUGUUUCCU